UUUUUUAUUUUUUACUCUCUUCUUGUUUAAAAAUCUAUAAAAAGCUAGUUUCUUAAGGUAUAGAAUACAAACAAGAAAUACAGUCUUUGAAACAACAAAAAUAUGCUUCAAGCCAGUUCAAGAAAUAAUACACAUAUGUUAUCUACACCUCGUUCAGCCUCAUCUAGUUCAAGAACCACCCGAGUGAUGGAAGAACUACAAGACAACUUGGAAACGAUUCAAAAAGAACUAGAAAAUACUAAAAUUCAAUUGUUGACAGUCAAAGAAAACAAAGAACAGAGUGAAAAAGAAAAUGAAGAGUUUAUUGAGAGCAAUAAACAACUUAGGGCUGAUAUUCAAGAAAUCAUGCAAAUACUUGAAUCCAAGCAACAAUUACUGGAUUCCACCAAAAAGACAUCCAUGGGCACAGAAAACCAAGUGAAGCAACUGAAAGAUGAAGCUAUGGCUGCCAGAAAGGAGUUGGACGACUUGAAACGGAGAGAACACACGAUCGAAAAAGAAUGUCGUACAAUUGAAUUGCUCAAGGAAAAGCAGUUGCAGAACAAAAAGACACUUGAGCAAUCGGUUGCACAAUCACAGGCUGAGUUUGCUAAGGAAAUUGGAGCACUUGAAAUGGAAUUGGCUUCUGUACAAGACCAAAUUCAGGCUUUGAAGCAAAAAGAUGUUGCAGCUGAAGCGAAGCAGAUGGUUGAAAAACAGGCCAAGGAAAGACAGGCUUUGAUUCAACACUACAAACAAAUUCAAGAACAAAUAGAAUCCAAUCACCAACAGUUUGUUGACCUUGUUAAGCAAGAAUUAAAGGAAUUAAUGGAACAAGUGACAGAAGAAACUGGUUUAGAUACGCAAGUCAAUCACUGUAAAGAAGAUGUUGAUAGCUUAAUUGCUCGUAUCAAAUCAAAUGCUGCUGUGUCAAUAACCGAAUAAACUAGUUUUUUUUUAAUUGAAGGUGUGACAAUGCCUUUUUUUUUGUUCUGUAUUUUUUUGUUUGUCAACAUGAUGAAAGGCAUCGUAUUUCAAUAAGCACUUUUUUUUUUAAUUAUUUAUUUAGCUUUCUUGUUCAAUUAGCCGG
Gilbertella persicaria is the source of this 1069-nucleotide messenger RNA. RefSeq lists its product as uncharacterized. The record is from RefSeq and is a predicted model, not a curated record. The coding region runs from base 103 to 924 and encodes 273 amino acids. NCBI's taxonomy places the organism in Eukaryota, Fungi, Mucoromycota, Mucoromycetes, Mucorales, Choanephoraceae. The transcript is spliced from 2 exons.